Molecule: messenger RNA, 1623 nt
Organism: Aureobasidium namibiae CBS 147.97
Lineage: Eukaryota; Fungi; Ascomycota; Dothideomycetes; Dothideales; Saccotheciaceae
Product: general substrate transporter
Exons: 3
Coding region: 1-1623 (540 amino acids)
Biological process (GO): transmembrane transport; carbohydrate transport
Cellular component (GO): membrane
Molecular function (GO): carbohydrate:proton symporter activity
Source: RefSeq, a predicted model, not a curated record
AUGUUGCUUGCACCUAAGGAGAGGUACUUCGGCCUCAAGGGUGGAUGGCUGGUAUUCUGGAUUACCGUUGCUUGUGCAACAGAUAUGACUCUCUUUGGUUACGACCAGGGAGUCUUCUCUGGAGUUGUUGUCAGCGAGAACUUUCUCCAACUGCACGACCUUGAAGGCCCUUCUCGGACCAAGGUUUUAUCCACUGUCGCUGCCAUAUAUGAUGUGGGCUGCUUCAUUGGUGCAAUUGUGGCCUUCACCAUUGGCGAAAGACUGGGACGCAAGAAGACCAUCAUAAUCGGCACUGCGAUUAUGUCUGUUGGGGUGAUUCUGAAGACUAGCUCGUUCAGCCUACCACAGAUGUUCGUUGGACGUAUCAUACUCGGAAUUGGCAACGGCAUCAACACUGCGACAGCGCCAAUCUGGCAAACCGAGACAGCUCCUGCAGAGCUCAGAGGAAAGCUCGUUAUUCUGGAAAUGAUGACCAACGUCGGAGGCUUCAUGAUAGUCAACUGGAUCAAUUAUGGUCUGUCUUUCGUGCCGGGCUCGAUCCAAUGGAGACUUCCUUUGGCCCUACAGUUUGUCUUCAUCUUUGUUCUGUUUGUCACUGUUCCCUGGCUGCCCGAGUCACCUCGCUGGCUCAUCGCUCAUGGUCAAGAAAAAGAGGCUAUUCAGAUUCUAGCCGAUCUCGACGACAAGCCUAUCGACCAUGCUUAUGUCAUAGCACAGUACCAAGAGAUCACGUACGGUGUUCAGUACGAAAAGGACCAUGCGAUCAAGUGGAGUGAUCUACUUCGCGGCCGUACCCAAGAUGGCACCAAAAGUGUUCGUCGUCUACUUCUUGGAGCCGGCACCCAGUUCAUGCAACAGUUUGGAGGCAUUAACAUCAUGUCUUACUACACACCGACGAUCAUGAUAACGUACGUUGGACUGAGCAACUCUAUGGCUCGCUUGCUGUCCGCCUGCAAUGCGGUAUCAUACUUCGUAUUUGCGGGCGUUGCGGUUCUUUUCGUCGAACGUUUGGGCCGCAGAUCAUUGAUGAUGAUAUCCACCUUUCUGCAGCUCAUCGCCUUCCUCUGCAUUUCUAUUCUUCUCAAAUAUGCUAUCGCUAACGGUAGUACUGAAUGUGCUAAGGCGGCCAUUUUCUUUUUCUUCUUCUACAACAUCGCGUUUGCCGUGGGUAUGCUCGGCGUACCUUGGCUCUACCCAGCCGAGAUUAACAGUUUGCCAAUGCGUACCAAAGGUGCCGCAGUAGCGACAGCCACCAACUGGAUUACAAACUUCGUCAUUGUCGAGAUCACCCCAAUAGGAUUUCAGAACCUGGGAUGGCGCUUCUGGCCAAUCUGGGUUGGAACCAAUGCUCUUUUCUUGCCUGUCAUCUACCUUUGCUAUCCAGAGACCAGUUCCAGAACUCUUGAAGACUUAGACGCAUACUUCAGAUCUGACCCCAGUUUGUUUGUGUUCAGAGACAAAGACGCAAUUUCUAGUACGAGACCUUUGAAGUAUAUCGAAAGGGAGAACGAAGAGGUGCACAGAGUAGAGGAGCAAGAUGUUGUGGCUGGGAAGCGAAGCAGCAAAGUCAACCCCUUGGAGGAUGUCGAGACUCAGCAUCACGAGGUUGGGAAAGUGCAGUGA